Messenger RNA from Phytophthora infestans T30-4, 1237 nucleotides. RefSeq names its product actin-like protein. The record is from RefSeq and is a predicted model, not a curated record. The transcript is spliced from 2 exons. Lineage: Eukaryota; Oomycota; Peronosporomycetes; Peronosporales; Peronosporaceae. The coding region runs from base 26 to 1237 and encodes 403 amino acids.
AGCUCCCCUGCAUCUUAGAGCAAAAAUGGCGAGCGCGGCGACGCGGGAGGUGCUGGGCAACCAGCCGCUGGUGAUCGACAAUGGCAGUGGACUUAUGAAGGCAGGAUUCGCGGGCGGAGAGACACCGCAAGUUGUAUUCCCAUCUUUCGUGGGUACCACGAAACACACUCGCAUGAUGCCUGGCGGUGCGUAUGAAGGUGGUGACGUGUUCGUAGGCAACCGCGUACAGUACCACCGCGGGCUGUUCAAGAUCCAAUACGCCAUGGAGCACGGCGUGGUCACGGACUGGAACAGUAUGCACCGCGUAUGGCAGCACGUGUACUCCAAGGACAUGCUCAACGUGCAGAGCGAGGAUCACCCUGUCCUGCUCACAGAGGCGCCUUUGAACCCCGUGGCCAACCGCCAGCGCGCGGGCGAGGUCUUCUUCGAGGCUUUCAACGUGCCAUCACUCUUCGUGUCUCCACAGGCUGUGCUGAGUCUCUACGCCUCGGGCCGAACUACAGGCGUCGUGCUAGAUGUGGGGGAUGGCGUGGCUCACGUUGUCCCAGUGUACGAGGGCUUCACGCUGCCCCAUGCCAUCACCAGGAUGGAUAUUGCCGGACGUGACGUCACUCGUCACUUGCAGUUGCUGCUGCGCCGUGCAGGCUACAACUUCCUGACGUCUGCCGAGCGAGAGGUAGUUCGGGAGAUCAAGGAGAAACUGUGCUACGUGGCCUUCAACCCCACCAAGGAAGAGCAGCUCGAAGCUGAAAAAUCGGCGCUUGCAGUCAAAGAUAUGAUCACUAAGUCCAAGUCUACCACCACAUCUGGAGAUGAUACUUCGGCUUACUAUCUGCCGGACGGCACACUGCUCAACAUUGGCCCUGAAAAGUUCCGUGCUCCGGAAGUGCUCUUCCGUCCGGAGAUUAUCGGAUCGGAGGCACGUGGUGUGCAUGAGUGCCUGGUGCAGGCCAUUAUGAAGUCGGAUAUGGACCUGCGUAAGACGCUGUUCUCUCAGAUAAUUCUCUCGGGAGGCUCGACGCUGUUUCCGGGCUUCGGCGACCGUUUACUCGCUGAGGUGCGCAAGAAAGCACCCAAGGACAUUAAAAUUCGCAUUUCAGCGCCGCCUACACGCAUCUACUCUACAUGGAUCGGUGGCUCCAUUCUGGCUUCGCUUGCAACGUUCAAGAACAUGUGGAUCACCAAGAGUGAGUACGAGGAGUACGGUGCUUCAAUUCUGCACCGCAAGAACUUGUAG